Molecule: messenger RNA, 4033 nt
Organism: Drosophila serrata
Lineage: Eukaryota; Metazoa; Arthropoda; Insecta; Diptera; Drosophilidae
Product: cilia- and flagella-associated protein 61
Source: RefSeq, a predicted model, not a curated record
AGCUCAAUAUGUUUUUGAAUUUCGAUGACACACUUCUUACACAAUAUAAAUAAAAAACAAACAAAUUAAAUAACAAAAUACACAUAUACAUCCUUUCCAUUAGCACAUACACGAUGAAUUUCGAGGUGUUCUUCGCCAAAGUGGAGGACCUGGAAGAGAUCAACAAGCUGAUCUGGUCGCCAGGCGUCAAGUGGUUUGGCAAUAUCCGGCCAAAGUAUCGUGGCAAGAAGUCACUCUUUCAAACCUACCAGACCCACAGACUGCUGGCUCGUAACAAGACAACCUCCGAUUUGGUGGCCUACGCCGAGUUCCGUAAUUAUCCUGCCGUGAACGCUCUGCCCUCCGAAUGCUGGAUGGAGUGGUUGUCCGCAAGAUACUGUUUAACCUUUGCCAUUAGCUGGCUUAACGCUUUGUUCUGUAACUUUUGCAUCUACAAGGUCGAGUAUCCGUGUGUGAUUUCUGAGAUCAUGAGGCAAGUAUUCUACCGAGAGAAUAGGGUUUGGUACAUAAUUACCGUAAGGACACCCAAUGUACGACAACCCAGUCACUUUAACGAGAGCUUCGAAGAUCUGGAGGAACUAUCAAAGGUCUUCUAUCCACAAGAGUUUUGUGCGGAGAAAAACGACAACACGCAAUCGCUGUACAUUGUGAUUCGCUUUGAACAGAUGCCAUGGAUGACAUAUCGCAAGGCGCUAGCCGAGGACAACGAUGACAUCAUUGCCCUACAAGAGGUCGAGAUGCCUGAGAUGCGCCAGACUCUAGGUGACUUCUACAUAGCGGAAGCGAUAAUGGGUCAGAAACCAGGAUCGGAGAAGAACCUCCUUGUCGUAGGCGAGAUGAGCACUCAGAACGAGGAGACCGAGAUUGCUGUCUUUAUGUGGCUGUCCGGGGAUAUUGACAUUCGGUUCUAUGUGCAAAACUUCGAGGUCGGAGCCUUUGGUAAUCUGGUGAAGGGCGUCGAUGGCAAUUCCUUUCACUACGAAGCGUUUACUGUGUAUUCAGUGAACCGCAGAGCGCCAGCCAGCAUGUUCACGGCGGAUGCCCUCACGGAUCUGCACAAUAUGACUAUUCUGGGAGGUAUCCAACAGGUUGACAGUGGCAUGAGUGUGGCCAGUGGGGGCAAGAUAAGGCUUUCCGCCCAUAAGGGCACCAUUGAUGAUCCUGCAGAGGACAAAGAUAAAAAUAACUUUUUUAUGCGCGAGGUUCUGCAUUCAAGGUUCAAGUAUAUCAUUGAUAAGCUCAGCAGUAGCGAAUACUAUAUGCGAAACGAGCCAAAUUACAUCAACUUUAUUUACCCCACCCAAGGCUAUCCUGCCGGGCCGAAGGCCAUUCAGGCGGCCUCGAAUGUCUUCCAGCUCAAGUGCAUUGUGGCGAAAGAGGGUUUCCCAUUGUCGCGGCUUUUCAACUGUCUGGUGGCCACGUUUUGCGCUUAUCCGGACAAGGACUACUGCAUAAUGAUAAUGAAUAAGAAGGAUAGGAUCAUCAAAAGUCACACCGAGAUUCUUUCGUAUUUUAUGCCGGUGAUCGCACGGCCCACUAGUUUGCCCGAUUUGGAAGAGGUGUUCAUCACACACCGCAGCACCAUUUUCGGAGAGAUCAGCAUAUAUGAGAUGACGAAGGAGGAUGUACCGGUGGUGCUCAAGCUGGUUGUGGGUAGUCUGGCAGAGAAGGGGCAUUCCCCAUCGUACUCUUCAGAGGGUGUCUCCUACUGCGCCAUGGUCAACGAGCGGGCGGAGCUGGAGAACGAGAUGCGAGUCCUCGAGGAUAUUAUGGCGGAUGUCUUGGAGAAUGAGUUUAGCGAGUUUUCUGUGUUUACCAUUCGGUGCGGGAAUUCGACGAAAUCCAUUGAGCAUAAUACGCCCAUUGGGUACGUAGUGCUUAGGCAGUUCCACAAUCAUUCGAAGCUUUUCGAUCACUAUCACCUGCCCCGCCAAGAGAAUCAUCUGGAUCACCUAAGAGCUGAGAUCAUAUCCUUGCGCCUCCACCCACUCUUCCUAGUCAGCUCCGCACAGAUCUUUCGGGAUCUGGCCAGAAAGACGAACUACUUCGACUUUUAUUUCAUCUCCUCGUUCCAUGAAAGCAAGUUCGGCAACGAUCUAAAGAAAAUGAUGAUGGUCCUGGAGCCAAGGCCUAUAAAGAAGGCUCCUGUGACUUUUACGCUCAUUAAAGAAGUCGAGUUUUCGACCAGCAAGCUAAAUCUUCCCAAGACCAAUUUCGGCCGGGAUUACCUGAUAGUCUAUCGGCACAGACUCAAACCGAACAAGUGGUUUACCAGCAGCAGGAAACUCGUCAUUAUUGGCUUUACCGCCAUGACCAAGGCCUUUCUCCGUCUACUUAUAUUCCAGUGGAACACCAAGGACUUUAGUAACGCCAGUAACUACACCUGCCUAAGCUGGCCAGAGGUUACGGUUAUCUGUACCGGGGUUAUGGAGGCGGAGUACGACAACCUGUUCGAGUGUCCCUAUUGUUCCGAUAAGCGUCGUUGCUAUCUCUCGUUUCAGAAUGUGCCCUGUUACAUACGUGACUGUUGUUGGCGCAUGGAUAUGCGAUACUGGGUGCACUUUGUACCCGGCAAAGUACAGUUCAUUAACAGGGAGAAGAAGUUUGUAAAGGCGAAUUCCUGCGAGAUCUACUAUGACACCUUGCUGCUAAUGUGCGCCCGAAGUUUCGUCCUAAAGGUUCCGAGCACCGAGCAGGCCAUCUCUUGCCCGUGCAACUUUGUGGAGGUGAACAGUCGAAUUAACAAGCUGCUGCUCUUUUACAAGAUACGGACUCUGCUGAAGGAAAUGCCGCACACCUACCGCAUUGUGGUAUAUGGCAAUAAUUUGUCCACCUUCGAGUGCGUCGCAUUCCUGAUUAGCCAUGGCGUAGAUAACUCCCGGAUAAUAUUCGUACAGCCGACUCGAACCAUCGGCACCGAUGAGGAGGUUAAGCAAAAGAAUCCGUAUUGGGAUAAUAACUUGCAGGUCAUCCUGAGCGAAAUUCUCACGGACAGCGGUGUGAUGAGCAUGGAGGAUUACAAGUUCCAUCACUGGGUGCUGCACGAGUCCGGUGACUUCAUUAUGCAGGUGGUCUUCCAGCAUUUUCCUCGUCGCCAUCUGGUGACCUACGAGUGUGACCUCUUCAUAUCCUUCGAAGAGGGUCAUCUGAAACCGGAGAACAAGAUAUGGAUGCAAAAAGCGGACCUAGACCUAGAUGGUGACAAUAUCCUGGUAAACGAAUGCUAUCAGACCAAUGAUCCGAAUAUCUAUGCGGCUGGUAAUUACAUCAAAUUGCGGCGGGAAUGCAAUUAUCAAUACAAGUACGUCAGCGAGCGAGAGACUGCCCGCAAGUUGUUACAUCAUCUGGGUAUUGCGCCCAUAAGCAAAUUUGAGGACCGAUUCUCGGAGCCAGUAUUUUUUCAGGCCAGCCUCCCACUGAACUACUUCAUCACGAAGAUCACCUUGCCGCGUAGAUUUCUUGCCAGCCAACUGACUUUAACUUACGCUUGGAACAGGACCACAUACAAGGAUCACACUUUCUGUCGAGUGGGUCUUUCGCAGACUAUGGUGGUGGAUGAGAUUGUGGUCGUCUCGAAACGGGAGUGUUACAUGGACUUUCUGCAGCACUUUGUUGGCAAGCACGAGUUGCUUUUAAAUAAUCUAAAGGCUCGCUUUGAGGCCAAUGCUAUUCAUUGUUUUUUCAAGUGGUUUCAACAGGGUUGGACUGAAUUGAUAAUGCACGAGGGUUUUGAGGACUUGCAGGUGGAAAAUAGAAGCAUACUGAAAACGAUGGCGGUGGCAGCGCAAAGUAAAAAUGUAAAUCGUGGUCCCUUUCAAGAUGUAACCGAUCACGACUUCUAUGUGCUAAAUAAGCGCUACGUGGAGCAGAAGCUGCUAAGUUUCCUAAGGGAUAACCGGGCGGAUUUUAAGCACAAGUUUGCUUUGCCCGAGGAUUUCAUUUCGAUGGACCCGUAUUCAUGGAGUCAGGGCAUUGAAGAUAAAAACCAGUCUCCGGAUAUGUCUGAGGAGGACUAAUUUGUAGAACCAAAGUA